Molecule: messenger RNA, 1986 nt
Organism: Fibroporia radiculosa
Lineage: Eukaryota; Fungi; Basidiomycota; Agaricomycetes; Polyporales; Fibroporiaceae
Exons: 9
Coding region: 1-1986 (661 amino acids)
Biological process (GO): carbohydrate metabolic process
Source: RefSeq, a predicted model, not a curated record
AUGGUUUUGACUCGUAGUUUGCUUCACAUCGCACUGCUUGUGACAUUUGCUCUGGGUACUGCCCCAAGUGGUCCGUGGGACGCGUUCAACUUGGCUCCUGAAUCGAGGACCGUCUACCCGAGAUCUAUACGCGAAGUGGGUGGUACGGUACAGAAUGCGGAGAACUUGCUAAGUGGCGGAAGCGCAACUCUCGCCGGAAAUGAGUCGUACAUUGCCUUGGAUUUCGGUUAUGAAGUCGGGGGACUCAUAUCUUUGAACUUUGACAGUGUAUCCUCCGAUUCUUCGAUUGCAUUGGCGUUCACCGAGUCGCCUGAGUUCAUCCGACCAUACGCAUCAGAUGACUCAUCGUAUCCCUCUGCAAAUACUACAUACGACGGUGUGCUCGAGGUUCCUGCUCCCCUCGAGUCUGGGUACUGGACCCAGCCUGCGCCACGUCUUCGGGGUGGCUAUCGGUUCCUGACCAUUGCAUCCACAUCGGACAGCGCUGUGUCCAUCUCGAACAUAUCCUGUGGCAUAUCCUUUAUGCCUCAUGUCGAGGACAUGAGGAAUUAUAGUGGCUAUUUCUACACAACCGAUCCACUCUACUUCGACGAAGAUUUCUUGACGAAGAUCUGGUACUCGGGCGCGUAUACUGUGCAAACAGACACUGUGCCUCUGAAUACCGGCAGACAAGUCCCGUUCGUGUCAUCGCCUGGUUGGCUGAAUAACGCGACAUUGGGUGUGGCUGGUCCUAUCAUCGUGGAUGGUGCAAAGCGCGAUCGUGCUGUUUGGCCAGGUGACAUGGGCAUAGCUGUCCCUACACAGUUUGUCUCCACGAACGAUCUCCUGCCUACGCGCAACGCUUUAUCGACGAUGUUUGCGGGGCAAAAUCCUGAAACGGGCGCACUUCCUGAGUCGGGUCCUCCCCUGAGUCAACAAGGCAGUGACACGUAUCAUGCCUGGACACUAAUUGGGUCGUACAAUUACUACUUGUAUUCUGGUGAUGCCAUCUGGAUGCAGAACACUUGGAGCAACUACACCAAAGCGGUGGCGUACCUGGCAAACAAGGUGGAUAGUACCGGCCUGUUAAAUGUAACAGGCCUCAGAGAUUGGGGACGGCUCUGGCAGGGUGGGCACAACUCAGAAGCAAAUGCGAUAUAUUAUAAACUGUUAACAAACAGCGCUGAGCUUGCCGGGUAUAUGAAUGACUCGCUUUUAGCCACCGCAUACGCCACUAACGCGUCUGCGCUAAAGAUCAAGUUCAACGAAGCGUUCUGGCUGGAGUCAGAGGGCAUGUACCGCGACAACUUGACAUCCAUACUGUGCCCGCAAGACGCCAAUUCGUUCGCUGUCCUAUAUAACCUGACGUCCUCUGCGGAGCAGGCGUCUACCGUGAGUAUGGGACUCACCAGGAAUUGGGGAGCAUAUGGGGCUGUAGCUCCUGAGCUUCCGGACACUGUGGCCCCUUUCAUCGGAGGAUUUGAGGUCCAAGCGCACUUCGCAUCUGGUAAUGAUGCCCGCGCCAUGACCCUUCUGCAUCUUGAAUGGGGGUAUAUGCUGUACACACCACUGAGUGUUCAAUCGACACUACUUGAAGGAUUUACAUCAAAUGGGUCUCUCUACUAUCGCUCAUACGAUGGAUAUAACUAUGACCCAUCCUAUACAAGCCACUCGCAUGGAUGGAGCACUGGUCCGACGUCUGCACUGACAUUUUAUGUGCUCGGUUUAACGAUUACCUCCCCCAUGGGACAGACGUGGUCGGUUGCACCCCACACGUCUGGGUUAUCGUUCGCUCGAGGCGGAUUCGAGACACCGCUCGGGUGGUUUGGUGUCGAAUGGGUAUUAACGGAAACUUCCUUCACUAUCUCAUUGGCGAUGCCAGAAGGGACCAGUGGCGUGGUGACCCUUCCGACUACGGGAGUUAUAACUGUGGAUGAUGAAGAGGUGCCGCAGGUCGAGAAGAUUUUGCUUCUCAGUGGUGGUAACCACACAGUGUUGGUGCAGUGA